UUCAAUUCAGACAGUCGUCUCUCUAAGCUAAGAAGCUUAGCUAGCCUGCCAUGGCGGAGGAUAACCCUGCUGCAAUCGAUUCAAGAAGCGGUUUCUGCAAAUCCAAUUACACUUUCUACAGCAAACGAAAACCCAUUCCACUCUCUCCCGCCGAUUCUCUAGACAUCACCACCUUCAUCUCCUCCCGCCCCCACCACGGAAAUGUAGCCCUAAUCGACGCCGCCACCAGCCGCCACCUCACCUUCUCACAAGUAUGGCGCGCCGUCGAUUCCGUCUCCUCUUCCCUUUCCGAUUUGGGUAUCCGAAAAGGCCACGUCGUCCUCAUCCUCUCCCCCAAUUCCAUCUUCUUCCCCAUCGUCUGUCUCUCCGUUAUGUCCCUCGGCGCCAUCAUCACCACCACCAAUCCCUUGAAUACACCUCGCGAAAUCGGUAAGCAGAUCGCCGAUUCUAAACCCGUCCUCGCUUUCACUGUCCCCCAACUCGUUUCAAAACUCACCCAGUCCAAACCGGACCUUCCCAUAGUCCUCAUCGGACCCAACAACAGAGUUGAGGAGGGUGCAACAACAAGGAUCUUGACUACGUUGGAGGAAAUGAUGAAGACUGAACCGAGUCAGAACCGAGUCAGGGAUCGGGUCACUCAAGACGACACAGCCAGUCUUCUAUACUCGUCCGGCACCACCGGCGAAAGCAAAGGAGUCGUUUCUUCUCACCGGAAUCUAAUUGCGAUGGUUCAGACAAUCGUGAACCGAUUCAAACUAGACGCAGAGCAACACACGUUCAUCUGCACCGUUCCCAUGUUCCACAUCUACGGUUUGGCUGCAUUCGCCACUGGAUUCUUAGCGACCGGAUCGACGGUGGUGGUUCUCCCGAAAUUCGAUCUGGACGAUAUGCUGUCUGCGAUUGGCAAAUACAGAGCUACUUACCUCCCCCUGGUGCCCCCAAUCCUGGUGGGGCUCCUGAACGGAGCCGAUCAGAUAAAGAGGAAGUAUGACUUAUCGUCGCUUCAGUACGUUCUUUCCGGCGGAGCCCCUUUGAGCAAGGAGGUGACGGAAGGGUUCGUGGAGAAGUACCCGUCUGUGGGAAUUAUGCAGGGUUAUGGGUUAACCGAAUCUACAUCGGUAGGAUCGUCGACGGAUUCUCUUGAGGAAAGCAGGCGGUAUGGUACGGCAGGGAUUCUGUCGCCGAGCAUGGAGGCAAAGAUAGUGGACCCGGUAAGUGGAGAACCAUUGCCGACGAACAGGACCGGCGAGCUCUGGCUAAGAGGUCCUACUGUCAUGAAAGGUUAUUUCAACAAUCCAGAAGCAACAGCAUCUACUCUGGACUCUCAAGGAUGGCUGAAAACAGGGGACCUCUGUUUCUUCGAUGAAGACGGUUUCAUUUUUGUUGUAGACAGGUUGAAAGAACUCAUCAAGUACAAGGGUUACCAGGUUCCCCCUGCAGAACUAGAGGCAUUGUUACUCACUCACCCAGAUAUCGCUGAUGCUGCUGUCAUACCAUUUCCGGAUCGAGAGGUGGGACAAUAUCCGAUGGCAUACUUGGUGCGAAAACCUACAAGUGAUGUUUCAGACAAAGCUGUCAUGGAAUUCAUAGCAAAACAGGUUGCUCCUUACAAGAGAAUUAGAAAAGUGAGCUUUGUGGAUUCCAUUCCCAAGAACCCAUCUGGGAAGAUACUCAGAAAAGACCUAAUCAAGCUUGCUACCAGCUCUACAACAAUAUCUAAGCUUUAGUAUCAUAUCUAUAUGAUCCAUCCAUGUUUGGUUUGCUACACAACCUUGGUGUGAUCCAAGACUAAACAGGCCAGAUCUAUUCUGUCAUUUCUUAAUCAAAACCAAACCAAACCAAACCGGCCUUGUUUUGUACAGGCACAUAGUUAUUCAUUUGUAUCAGUUGGAUUGUGUAAUAAACUUUGAUGUGUGUGGUUCUUUUUAGUAAUCUUAAAUUUCAAACUAAUGUCCUCUCC
Messenger RNA from Impatiens glandulifera, 1960 nucleotides. Its product is annotated as probable CoA ligase CCL5. Lineage: Eukaryota; Viridiplantae; Streptophyta; Magnoliopsida; Ericales; Balsaminaceae. Bases 51 to 1727 code for a protein of 558 amino acids. Gene Ontology annotation, molecular function: CoA-ligase activity. Gene Ontology annotation, cellular component: peroxisome. The record is from RefSeq and is a predicted model, not a curated record. The transcript has 6 exons.